UCAUAACAGUGAAAACCAUCAAUUCAAAUUAUCUAAGCUGACUAUUCUGGACGAAUGUGUUACCGGUGAAAAAUCUCUCCCACAUCAUUAAUGCAAAACAAUUGAUGGAUGUGUUUGUUUGUUUGGGUUUUUUUACUCCUCCUGUUUUCGGAUUGCAGCAACACGACAAAAAAUUGUGCAUCAAGAGAAAAUAACCGAUUUCCUGUUUUAUGGCCUGGUGUGGGUCGAGUACAUUCGUAUCAUCAACUUGCAACCUCCGGGCGAAAAAAUCUCGCGUUUGAUUUUGUCGCAGCAAAGGGGGCACAGCUGUACGCCGUUCGUGUGAGCAGUGUGUUAUUCAUCAUCAGCCUGAGCGUGGUGGAGUUGAAAGUGAAGCCCCCACGUGGUACAAGGGCAGGAAACGUGGCCCCGGACAGAAAACCAACGAAAGCUAGACCACCCAAAAUGAUGACUAGAAGGAAAUCGGUACACGAAUCGACGAUGCAGGCGCAACUGCAACUUCAAGAGCGUGCUGCCGAGGAACAGCUAACGCUUGGAGCACUUGCGUCCGGAAUCGCCAACAUACUUGGUCCAUCGCAAAGCACUCACGGUGCAUCGGCUACUCACAGUUCGCCUGGAACGCCCGGCACGGCUACGGGAACGCAACAAACGCUAUCGAAGCAGGCGACUGCGAAUGGUAUGGAAACGACGAAAAAGAACUCCGGUAUUUCUCCGACAGCAUCAGCUUCAUCAACAGCAACGACCAGCAGUAGUAAUCUUGCAGCGAAGAACACCAACAUGGGUCGAAGUAAAACACCAAGGAUCUCCAAAAGAAGUGCACCGAUAGAUGUACCGCAAACCAGUGGAGGAAGCACGGUAACAAACACAACUGCAACACUAAACAGUACGGUAAGCUCCAGUACGACGCACGGUGCCGGAGGUACUAACACAGCAACCGGUCCAAACCCGGUACAACAAACGCUCGCACAGAAUGGGAUGGAUCCGGACGAAAUACCGAAGUUCAAGGGUUACCGUAUCAUCGAGAUAGAUCACUUCCUGCAGUGGGCUGCUUACUCCCAGUUUAUGCAUUCGAAGCACUGUCCCGGUGGACUGUUAAAGCCGUACCAGGAAUACAUCAGCGGAUGCUACUCCACGUUCGCCAUGAAGUGUAGCAAAUGUUCCGCGAUUAUAACGCGCUCGUCGGAAAACUACAUCCAUCACAACAAGCUGAUGAACCGGCUGGUUAAGGGUACGGUACAGCUCGGCAAAGAUUACGACGAGAUGCAACAGUUUAUGGAAUCGCUCGAAGUACCGUUUGUAACGCGCGAGGAGUUUCAAUCGAUCCGUGGCCAGGUCAGUUCCUCGCUGGAAGAUCAAUCGGCAUUGCAGCGAGCGGUGGAGGAGCUAGAACGGGCGGCAUCGGUUGCUUCGAAGCGGAAGCGGCACGGUAGCUGCAAGUACCAUUACGAGGUGCUGAAAGUAUAUUUAAAUAAGAAGAUGAAAAAAAUCGAAGAAAAUCUACAACUGUCCGUAAACGACUCGGUAGCGUUGGCGGUAAAUGCACAUCUAAAGAAUGUGUCCCAUGUGCAACUAGUUCCCAAUGGUCUCACUAACACAAACGUAAACUGUACAACGAUCACUGGUGUAAAUGGUGGCAUUAGUGCAACCACGUCUAGCAACAGUAUUGGAAACCUCGCAAUCGGAACGAUCAAUGUACAGAGCGUCCCCAUAGCAACGCCAAUAAACGGAAGCAACAGCAGUAACAGCAGCAACAGUAUGUACAGCAGUAGUAGCAUUAGCAAUUGCAGCCGGUCCGGCACUGGCAAUGCUAGCGUUCAGCUGUCCCUUCCCGAACCAACCAUAAGCGGCAUGGUUAGUGGACGACUUCCACUUGCCAAUCGCGAACAGCAUCACUGACCACUGGAACAGUUGGAAUGGUUGGGCUACUGGUUACCGGACGGAUAGGUACCGUCGUAAAGGUUAUUGUACGAUGUGCCAAUGUGGAAAAGGAUUGGACAAACAGAAAACAUUCGGGUAUCAGAACGUAUCUCGUCAUUUGCUUAUAAUAGUACUGCGAUCUUAUCAACCUAUAAAACGUAGUUUUAAACACACGAACAAACAUUAAUCGGAUGCUGGAUUUUGUAUCCGGUAGUACGAUAUUACCUUUCUUUUUAAUCGUACCUUUUCUUACCAACGUUUGUUCUUCAAACCGGUAAAAGUUAUCAAAUGAUGGCGGAAGGUGUAUGUAUGUUUUUUUUAUUACGAUAAAGAUAGUCGAUAGAAAGCGCCGUCAGGGUAAUCGAAUACCUUACAUGAAAUGUGCAAAAUGAGAUUAUUAGAAGGAGAACACGUAAACGUAAACAUAUUAAGUGGUUAGUGGACUCUACACACAUAUAUAUACAGUGAUUAGUGGACAAACGUGUCCGAUGUAAGGGACCUUUAAUAUUCACGAAAUGAAUAUUAACCGAUAGCGAUAAGUUUGAACAAAAAACGCAAGUUUUAUUUUCCUCACCCUGUAAAGGUACAUAGUCGUUGUGGGUAAUGUGCAACCGGUGUAAGCAUUUCCUACCUAGGGAACAUUAUUUUUUCUUGCCAAUUGUAUUAAAACUCAAACUUGAAACCGUCACAAAACGAUCGUGAUCGUGUUUUCAAUCCUAACCAGAGUUCCUGUCCCGGCUGUUCUUCUCAAAAUAAUUGUUUUUUUUUAAUCGUAAAUCCUUGGAACGUUUUUUCGUCGUAGCGAAACGCAAUCUCGAGUUCCUUGCGCUGUGUAAUAAUGUCGUACUUAAAAUAGCUUUUAUUUUAGAUGGCGCGCUUCAGCUCAUUGAGUGAGCCGAGUUUUUUUUUUUUUGAGAGGGGGGAAGGAUAUUAUUUACCACUUAAAUAUGUUUUACUCCUUAUUAUUUACACCCCCGCAUGUGCAUGUAAAAUGUGUAAUGUAAUGCGCUAAUGUUUAAGGUAGAACCAAAUCACAGGGCAACCGUGUUUCGGAUAGGUAGUUUUUAAAUAAACAAAUGCAAAUGAUGUAUCAACGAUUGAGCUUACGAUA
Messenger RNA from Anopheles funestus (African malaria mosquito), 3028 nucleotides. RefSeq lists its product as uncharacterized. The record is from RefSeq and is a predicted model, not a curated record. The transcript has 2 exons. The coding region runs from base 109 to 1896 and encodes 595 amino acids. Lineage: Eukaryota; Metazoa; Arthropoda; Insecta; Diptera; Culicidae.